AUGGAGCGCGGACCGACACCCCCAAGCAGGGAAUAUCUUUUACCGCGGGUAGACAACAUUGAUGAAUUCAUGGAGUGGCGGGAAAGUUUUGUUCAACGAACCAUAUACUUCGACAAUUGGUUUCUUCAAUUCAUUUACAGCAUCUUUGACUUCUUCCGCCUCCAAUAUCGCAUCUUGGUCACUCAUUGGAGUGAAUACUCAAGAUGGGAGAAAGAGCGUAUCAAGAAUCCUUGGGGAAAUUGGGAGGGUCAGAUUGGAUUUCAAGACGAUUCCCCUGACCCUAAAUGGAGGGCUAAACUUGUCGUGGAAGUGAAGGAUAUAAACGGGAUGGAUAUGGGGUUCCUAAUUCAUCAAGAUCAAGCCGUCUGGUCAUGGAGAACCGAGCCACCACACGCGGCUUCCUUUUGGGAUCAACCAAGACAUCAGGAUGUGGUGAUUCCAAUCAAAGCAGAGCCACAAUGGUAG
Colletotrichum tamarilloi is the source of this 465-nucleotide messenger RNA. RefSeq lists its product as uncharacterized. The coding region runs from base 1 to 465 and encodes 154 amino acids. The record is from RefSeq and is a predicted model, not a curated record. The transcript is spliced from 2 exons. NCBI's taxonomy places the organism in Eukaryota, Fungi, Ascomycota, Sordariomycetes, Glomerellales, Glomerellaceae.